GAAAAUAUUGCAUCUCGUCCUUCUAUCCAACCCUCUCAAAUUCUUCUGGGGCUCCAAAUUCACCAUGAUCCAACUUGACAACUUCCCAACCGGCGAGGACGGCUCUGAAGUCACCGAGGUGUACCAACGAUGCGUUCUCGUGUCUGGCAGGUGUAACACCAAGUCCGCCCAGGCGCAGAAUGAUAGUCAUGUCCUCGUUGAAACGAGUGACGGAUUUGACAAAACCUUGUUUCCCGAACAACGAUGGCCCAUGUGUCAUGGCCACUUCAAGGCCCUUUUGCUGCUCUCGCCCGGCCUCAACAAGAUCUCCAUCACAGCCGAAGAUGCGGUUCGCACAGAGACGCCACCUCUGCACCUGGCCAUCAUGAUUGCCAAAGACUCUCCCCUCCUCAUCGACUGCCCUCCCGUAAAGUUCGGCGGCCUUUCCAGUGCCCACUCCAGUCUCGACGCCGCCAUCGCCAAGUUCCGCAUGUCGGCCUACAUGUGGCAAGCUCUCACAGCCGAGGACCUCCGUGCCCAAGGCCUGGGGCGCCGCUCGUUCCGUCUCGAGGAAGAAUGGUCCACCGACACGCUCAGCCAACGCUCCCAACAAACCCCAACCGCAGGCACCGUCCCCAAAGUGCACCUCAUCCGCACCGAAAAAACGGUCGCCGAGCUGCGCGACGCCAACCUCGCCCAGCAAAACCCCCAGGCCCGCAGGCCCGACGACCUGCACACCAUCUUCACCAACGCGCUCCUCGCCCACGGCGGGCCCUUCACCACGCAGAACCGGCCCAUCGUCGCCGGCCUGAUCCUCGACUCCCACUACGACGCGGCCGGCAGCGCCAGCCCCACCACCGACUCCAACAACAAGCCGCUGAUCCUCGCCCACGCCGCGCUCGGCAGCCACGACCCGCGCGGCCUGUCGCUGGGCAUGUUCGGCAGCCACCUGACCUACGCCUGGCCGCGCUUCCUCGACGAGGUGCCCGCCUGCCUGCUGGACCGGGCCGCGCCCGGCGACACGGUCGGCAACGACAACGGCCAGUGCAACGCCCUGUGGCAGGCGUGCGCCGUCGGCCAGGGCGCCUUCUUGCACGAGGCGGGGAUUGCGAAGAUGGUCUUUUUUGAAGAAGGGAAGGAAGAGUAUCGAGAUGAAGAGACGGCUUCCGUUUCCAACCCGGUUAAGUCCGUCCGCUACUCGCACGCGGAGCUCAAGAGUCGGUUCGGUUCCGGCACCCUCAAGUUGGAAAUCACCGGCAUGAACGGCAAGCAGCACUCCGUCGGUAACAUCUGGAAAUUGUUCCGGAGCAGGACCAGCGUUUUGGUGCCGGGUACCAACAUCCGACUUUUGAAGCAAUGCGUCAGCGGCGACAGUUCAGGAGACGACGAUUCGAACAGUUGGACAUGGGCGGUCAUGUUGAAGAAGCGAGACAGCAAGGGCAACCUGGUGGCUGCGUCGAAGAUUGAUAUUCGUGUCGGGUGUGGUUUGGACGGCGCAGUGGUCUACUACGCAGAUGGGACCAAGAUCCCUUGUGGACCUCGCGGUCGGGACGGAAACGACCCAUCGAUGGGUGGCCACCAAGCGAGGAAGCUGGCGCUUCCCCGGAACGUCGAGAUUUCCAAGGUCGCAGUUACACGACAAGGCAUUCCGCCUCUGAACCACAAGAUCAUCGGGUUCCAUGGAAUCAGCGGUAAAUGGGGGAUGUGUUCCAGCUUCGGCAUCGUGACCGCUCCACGAGAUGCGGACCUCCCUGACUCAGUCUACGACAUGGAGGAACUCCAGAAUAACCCGGAUCAAGACCAACACCGAAACAAGAAGCGCCGUGUGCAUGAGGAAAAGGAGGACUCGGACGACGAACACAUGAGCAACUCCGAUCAGUGUGACAAAGACACUGACAAUUCAUGUGGCUCGGAGGACGAGGACCAUGGUUAUGAUGAUGGCUCGGACUCCGAAAUGGAGAAAAUAUACCGGAACUGACUGCUGCCAGUUGCUGGUGGUCUGCCAGACGCUUGAACAAGAACAUUCUAUCCGAUCUUUAUUCUGGGGAGGCGGGAUGGUGGAAACCGCGGCAACUCAUCGCCGCCUGGAUCGGAUAAGCAAACCAACAGAUGAAUAGCUGAAGUUUGGCUCUUGAAUGCUUGUAAUGUAC
This is a messenger RNA of Chaetomium fimeti, 2129 nucleotides long. RefSeq names its product putative peptidase family-domain-containing protein. Gene Ontology annotation, cellular component: cytoplasm. The transcript has 5 exons. Lineage: Eukaryota; Fungi; Ascomycota; Sordariomycetes; Sordariales; Chaetomiaceae. The record is from RefSeq and is a predicted model, not a curated record. The coding region runs from base 65 to 1957 and encodes 630 amino acids.